AUGGAGCUCCGACGGGCAGGAGAGGCCCUCCUCCGUAGUCAUCCAACCACCCUCCUCGCGCCUUCGUCAAUAUCCUCACGAGGAUGCACGAGGCCGCACUUCCCCCCAUCUGCAUCAUGGUCACGGCUCGGAGCAGUAACAUCCCCCUUCAACACUCAUCGACCCUUCUCCACCACGCUUCUGCGGACGCAACAAGCCGCCGCCCGCGCCCCCGACCCACCACCUACGAGGGAGCCGCAGCACCAGCCCAGCUCCCUCGAGUCCGCCCUCGACUCGGCGCUGGACUUCUCCUCCACCACACCGACCUCCCAGCACCGGACCUCUCGCUUCAAGACGCCCUCCGCACAAGCCACCCACCGCAGGGAAACGCACCCAGGGAGCCGGCACAAUGUGACGCCCUCCCCCCUGAACAGCGGCAGCGGCACCACCUCCUCCCUCGACGACCUCCUCGGAGCCAUGACACGCACUCCCGCGCCCCGAAGCCCCGCGCCCUACAGCCCGCGCAGCCGCGACCCCGUGCCCAACACCCUCGACCUAGGUCGAAUGCUCGACCCGAUCUCCAGCCCCUCGCUCACGCCGCCACCGCCCGCCGCCGUGAAGCUGAUCCCGGAGCCCUCGCCCUUCCGGCUGGGGCCCUCGCUGGGCCGCACCGUGAACGUGGAUGCGAGCAAGGGGGUCGAUCUCGCCAGGGGCCUCAGGCAGCUCGAGAUGCUGUGCGGACGCAACCGCGUCCGGCAGGAUGAGGCGAGGCAGCGGUUUCAUGAACGGCCGGGGCUGAAGAGGAAGAGGUUGAGGAGGGAGAGGUGGCGGAGGAGGUUCAAGGAGGGGUUCCAGGCUGUUGUUGGGAGGGUGCAGGAGUUGAGGCGGAAGGGGUGGUAA
Molecule: messenger RNA, 879 nt
Organism: Coniosporium apollinis CBS 100218
Lineage: Eukaryota; Fungi; Ascomycota; Dothideomycetes
Exons: 1
Coding region: 1-879 (292 amino acids)
Biological process (GO): translation; mitochondrial translational initiation
Cellular component (GO): ribosome; mitochondrial small ribosomal subunit
Molecular function (GO): structural constituent of ribosome
Source: RefSeq, a predicted model, not a curated record